Penicillium malachiteum is the source of this 285-nucleotide messenger RNA. RefSeq lists its product as uncharacterized. The transcript is spliced from 2 exons. The record is from RefSeq and is a predicted model, not a curated record. Lineage: Eukaryota; Fungi; Ascomycota; Eurotiomycetes; Eurotiales; Aspergillaceae. Bases 1 to 285 code for a protein of 94 amino acids.
AUGGGACCUGAGCGUCGGUUACCGUGCAUGACCCCGGGGGCCAAGGGGGCCAAGACUGGGGCCGACUUUCCAAGCCUACCUCAGCGGGAAAGAAGUUAUGUUCAAGGCACGCAUAGCCACCGUUCAUCGGUCUCGCGAUUAUCAACGAGAGAUCUGCAACUCACUUCUUCCAACGACGACUUCGAGCUUCAGAGAACACACACUCAGAUCCUUGAUCAACUGCGUGAAGCGAAGCGGUUGCGCCAGGUAAAGGAUCCUUCCUUGCAGCCUAGCGAGAAAGCUUGA